UUAAUUUUUAGAGCAGUCAUGUAGGUUUAAAUGGCAUCGAAACUUGAUUGGAAAUCUUAAUUGAUCAGAUUUUACACAAACCAGGCUAAAGUCUGUGAGAAAUUUAUUGUGAGUUUAAACUCAAAAUAUCAAAUUUUCUAUUAAGUUUCUUCAUCUGUUCUCUGUUAAAACUUAGAAUCAUUAUAUUCUAGCUAGAUAAAGUCUUUCUUGAUUCAUCUGGAAGACUCAAACUCAAGUAAUAGGUCUGGACCAACUUGAGUCACGAUCAUCAAGGACUCUGUUGUUGACUAACACCGAAGGAGCGUGCUAAACUUCCUUGAGGCCACAGGUAUUCUUGGAGGCCUCUUCGAAAUUUUUGAAUUAGGUUUCGGUAUGAUCCUGGGUCUCUACUCAUCAGUGCUGUUCAAAAGGAAAAUUUUCAAAGACAUUCAAAAGUACCAGGACAAGUUUGACAAAAUGGAAAAGGUGGAGAAUGAUGGAGAAGGAGACGAACUCAGCCACAAGGAGAACCAAGAAGAGCAAGACGAAGAGUCUAAGCAUGAAAUGGUCAGCUUAAGCUACUGGAAGGAGGAUCUAUUGACAAUUUUGGAGGAGAAAGUAGACUUGAUCAUUGUUCUUAAAAAUACUACAAAAAGACUAUGAAAUGAAUAAGGUGAAUCACAAUCUAUAUCGUAGCGACAUUGGCUACUUUCUCAAUGUGUUAUAUGAGGACAACAGCUUAUUUUCCAUCUAAAGACCCUUAAUAAUCAGAGUCUUCAAAGAAAAGCUCAGAUUUAUCAGUCGUGUUUGAAUGAAAAGAUGGCGUUACUACCCUCAAAGUAACUUGUUACACCUGUUCUUAACUAUACCUGCUCAAACUCUAUCUAAAUAACUCCGAAACUUUAAGAGGACAGAAUAACUCUGGAAGGAUCAUAAACUCUCCUUCAGGACCUAGCCUAAGAGUUCUCCUUAAUAGGAUUUCUCAA
Messenger RNA from Moneuplotes crassus, 965 nucleotides. The record is from the annotation of a GenBank genome assembly. NCBI's taxonomy places the organism in Eukaryota, Ciliophora, Spirotrichea, Euplotida, Euplotidae.